Messenger RNA from Ostreococcus tauri, 1065 nucleotides. Its product is annotated as unnamed product. Lineage: Eukaryota; Viridiplantae; Chlorophyta; Mamiellophyceae; Mamiellales; Bathycoccaceae. The record is from RefSeq and is a predicted model, not a curated record. Bases 1 to 1065 code for a protein of 354 amino acids. The transcript has a single exon.
AUGGUCGACGCGUCGAAACGAUCGAGUGAUGACGUAGACGACGUCGCCGUGUGCGUUGACGACGGGGUGAAGAUCGAGGACGCGUUGCGCGACGAACGUCUACUCGAUGCCUAUCGCACGUUUUCUUCGAGCGCGUCGACGUGCGACGACCGAUGGGGACUCGCCGAGACGGGUAGCGCGGCGGAACGAUGGAUGUGCGCUCUAAAGGAAAACCCGACGGGGUGGACGCGGCAGAAGUCCAUUGUACAGACGCUUUCGGCGUCUUCUCUGAGCUCGCUCACGUCGAGCGUGUUCAGCACCGUGCGCGCCGACUCAACAGGUUCAGACGCAUCGUCAACAGCUGGAAAAUCAGGCGAAAGAACUCGCAUAUAUUAUAGGUGUGACUCUAAGCGAACGCUUUCAGUUCGCGUCGAGACGGUCAUCGCACGCGAUAUGCUCGUGCCGUUGCUCAGUGUGCUGAACGAGAGCGAACUGUAUUCAAGCUGGUUGCCGAAGUGGACUUCGCCGACGCGGCUGGGCGUUCGGGAAUCGGUAAAAGUCGCUCAGGUGGGUCGGUGCUCGCAACUCGUCAUAAUCACGUGUGACGCACCGUGGCCACUGGAGACACGACAAGUCGUGCUCGAUGCAGUUGCGUUCGAUGACAUGGACGCGAACGGCGACAUAGGCGUGUUGUUGAGAACGCGAGACUGUGAUACCGAUACGAGAGUGCCACCAAAGCCGUCGGAUGAAGAAAUUACGAGAAUUGAAGUUGAUGGUGCAUUUUUAUUCCGGCGCGUUCCGAGCGAGUGGGCUAAAGAUGUUGGAGGAGAAGUCACGAGCGUCGCGCAAGAUGACAUUCUCGUCAGUUUUGGAUUCACCGUCGACCCAAAGCUCGACUACAUUCCGACUUGGCUGCUCAAUUUCAUCGUUCGAACCGUCAUUGGAACUCUGUGGGGGGCGUUUAUUCGCGUCGCUGAAGAAGUACGCGACGGAUUGAGACCGGCACACGCCGAAGUUAUUACAAAGAAGCGCGAACAUUUGUACGAGUGGGUCGAGCAACGCGCAUCCUGCAUGUUCACUAUUUGA